Neomonachus schauinslandi (Hawaiian monk seal) is the source of this 1611-nucleotide messenger RNA. Its product is annotated as zinc finger protein 461. The record is from RefSeq and is a predicted model, not a curated record. Bases 1 to 1611 code for a protein of 536 amino acids. Lineage: Eukaryota; Metazoa; Chordata; Mammalia; Carnivora; Phocidae. Gene Ontology annotation, biological process: negative regulation of transcription by RNA polymerase II. Gene Ontology annotation, molecular function: DNA-binding transcription repressor activity, RNA polymerase II-specific. The transcript is spliced from 3 exons.
AUGGUGAUGUUCAAAGAUGUGGCUAUAGAUGUCUCUCAGGAGGAAUGGGAAUGCCUGAACCCUACACAGAGGAAUUUGUACAAAGAUGUGAUGUUGGAGAACUAUAGCAACUUGGUUUCACUGGGACUUUCUAUAUCUAAGCCGGCUGUGAUCUCUUCGUUAGAGCAAGGGAAGGAGCCCUGGAUGGUUGUGAGGGAAGUGACAGGAGGACGGUGCCCAGACUUGGUGUCCAGGUGUGAGGCCAAGAAGUUAUCUCCAAAAAGAGACAUUUAUGAGACAGAGACAUCCCGAUGGGCUAUCAUGGAACAGUUUAAAAGUCAUAAUCCUGAGAAGUCCAUUUUCAGAGAUAUUUGGGAAUGCAGUAGUCAGUUUGAGAUACAACAGGAACAGGAGGGCUAUUUCAGGCAAUUUGUUAUCAACCAUGAACACAUGCCUAUAUUUAACCAACAUACUUUACUCACUCAGGAAUUUUAUAAUAGAGAGAAAAAUUUUGAGUGUAAAGAAUGUAGAAAAAUCUUCAGUUACCAUUUAUUUUUUAGUCAUCACAAAAGAACUCAUUCUAAAGAAAAACUUUCUGAAUGUAAGGAAUGUGCAGAAACUGUUAAUACAUCAUAUCUUACUAAACAGAGAAUUCAAAAUAGUAGCAAGUGCAAUGAAUGUAAGGAAUGUUGGAGGGCUUUUAUUCAUUGUUCACAACUUAAACAACACCUGAGAAUCCAUAAUGGUGAAAAACGCUAUGAAUGUAAAGAAUGUGGAAAGGCCUUUAAUUACGGCUCAGAACUUAUUCUGCAUCAGAGAAUUCACACUGGUGAAAAACCCUAUGAAUGUAAGGAAUGUGGGAAAGCCUUUAGGCAGCGAUCACAGCUAACUCAACAUCAGAGACUUCAUACUGGUGAAAAACCUUAUGAAUGUAAGCAAUGUGGGAAGGCUUUUAUUCGUGGCUUUCAACUUACUGAACAUCUUCGACUCCAUACUGGUGAGAAACCCUAUGAAUGUAAAGAAUGUGGAAAGACGUUUAGGCAUCGCUCACACCUUACCAUACAUCAGAGAAUUCAUACUGGUGAGAAACCCUACAAGUGUAGAGAAUGUGGAAAGGCCUUUAGCUAUCACUCAAGCUUCUCUCACCAUCAGAAAAUUCAUUCUGGCAAAAAACCUUAUGAAUGUAAUGAAUGUGGGAAGGCCUUUUGUGAUGGCUUACAACUUACUCUACAUCGGAGGAUUCAUACUGGUGAGAAACCCUAUGAGUGCAAGGAAUGCGGGAAGACUUUUAGGCAGUGCUCACACCUCAAAAGACAUCAGAGAAUUCAUACUGGUGAGAAAUCUCAUGAAUGUAUGAUAUGUGGUAAGGCCUUUAGACUUCAUUCACACCUUAUUCAACAUCAGAGAAUACAUACUGGUGAGAAGCCCUAUGAAUGUAAGGAAUGUGGGAAGGCCUUUAGCUAUCAUUCAAGCUUCUCACACCAUCAGAGAAUUCAUUCUGGGAAGAAACCUUAUGAGUGUGGAAAGGCCUUUAAUCAUGGUUUGCAAUUUAAUCUACAUCAGGCACUUCAUACUGUUGAGAUGCCAGUAAGAUUUCCUCUCCUCUCUCCCCAUCCUACUCUAGCAUCAUGA